Molecule: messenger RNA, 1342 nt
Organism: Ziziphus jujuba (common jujube)
Lineage: Eukaryota; Viridiplantae; Streptophyta; Magnoliopsida; Rosales; Rhamnaceae
Product: transcription factor JUNGBRUNNEN 1
Exons: 3
Coding region: 134-1126 (330 amino acids)
Biological process (GO): regulation of DNA-templated transcription
Molecular function (GO): DNA binding
Source: RefSeq, a predicted model, not a curated record
CUCUCUCUCUAUAUAUAUAUAUAUAUAUUUAUAUAUAUUACAUAAAACAAUUUCCACCAUAAAGGGAAGAUACAACAAAGACCAGAGAUUGAGCUUGGAAGAUCAACUGGAAGAGAUAAGAGAUCGAAGAGAUAUGGGUACCUACAACAACAAUAAUAACAAAAAUCAAGAAGAACAUGAAGAUGUUGACGAAACUCCACUUCCUGGGUUUCGUUUUCAUCCAACAGAUGAUGAACUUGUUGGGUUCUAUCUUCGCCGGAAAGUUGAAAAGAAACCGAUCAGCAUCGAGCUCAUCAAAGCCAUUGAUAUCUACAAAUAUGAACCUUGGGAUCUUCCAAAAGCAACUACCAAUUCAGGAGAUAAAGAAUGGUACUUCUUUUGCAAAAGAGGAAGGAAAUACAAGAACAGUAUCAGACCAAACAGAGUCACAGGUUCUGGAUUUUGGAAAGCAACUGGUAUAGACAAACCUGUUCAUUCUCAGGGAGGAGAAGGCUAUCGCUGCAUUGGACUCAAGAAAACAUUAGUUUACUACCGAGGCAGCGCCGGAAAAGGAACCAAAACUGAUUGGAUGAUGCACGAGUUUCGCCUUCCCACCGGUCUCGACGCCAACACAAACCGACCAAAUGCUAAAACAGCUGAUCCACAAGAAGCAGAAAUAUGGACUUUGUGUAGGAUAUUCAAGAGGAACAUGUCAUAUAGAAAGUACACACCAGACUGGAGAGAAUUGUCAGCCAAGCGUCAACCAAUGGACGCAUUAAUAACCUCUAAGAAAUGCAACAUGAAUGAUGAUCAGUACUCUAACAGAAACAAUGGAGAAUCUUACAUUGAUUUCAGUGCUCCAAUUAUCUACCAUGAGGACAAGAAGCCUGUCAUCUUAAAUCAUCAUCAUCAUCAUAUCAACGUUGGAAAUGGUAUUACUAAUAAUAAUAAUAACCAGUUGCAUGUUGGGCAAGCGCUGAGCUCAUCAAUGGCGGCUGCUACACAAUACCAUCAUCCAUCAUACUUGAAUUCCUUGUCAAGCUUUUCUUCGUAUGAGGACAUUGAGAAUGAGUUGUUUAUGCAUGCAGAUUGGGAUGAACUUAGAUCUGCUGUAGAUCAGUUUGUUGUUGGUCCAACACUUUUGUAAAUAUAGUGUAAACUUUGUAAUAUAGAUUAAAAUAAAAACCAACUCCCAUUAUUAUUAGAAUGUUUGGGAUAUUAUUAGCUUUAGUUUAUCGAGAGAGAUUCUUUUUUUCCCCUUGACGUUUUGUACUAAUUAUUUGGAGUAGGACGUACUUGUCUUUUGAAUGUAUAAUUUCUUUGGCUGUCCUUCUAUGAAGUUUAAAAGAACUCUUCCAUUUUA